This is a messenger RNA of Strongyloides ratti, 450 nucleotides long. RefSeq lists its product as hypothetical. The record is from RefSeq and is a predicted model, not a curated record. NCBI's taxonomy places the organism in Eukaryota, Metazoa, Nematoda, Chromadorea, Rhabditida, Strongyloididae. The coding region runs from base 1 to 450 and encodes 149 amino acids. The transcript is spliced from 2 exons.
AUGAAGUGGUAUCUUAUAUAUUUAUUUUUGCUACCAUUUAUUGCUAGUGAUCCAAUAAGGUUAUUAAAUCAAAAAUGGGCAAAAAUGUUUUCACACAAUUCGUAUAAUAGGAAUAUUGAUCCUUUGAAUUUUUCAAAUGAAGAUGAAUAUCAGGAUGAAGCAAUGAAAGAAAAUUAUGGUUAUAGUUCUCAAGGUAUGAAAGAUUUAGAUGAAGUUGGAACAUUGACAGGGGGUGGUGAUUCAUCAAAUCUUCAAGUUAUGCGUCCAUAUUAUACAAUGGCAGAUAUGACAGCAAAUGGAAAUAAACAAGGACUUGGUUCAUACAUACAUAUUCUUCCUGAUGAAGAUUAUGGCGAUAAACCAAUAUAUACGUUAGGAGGAUCUUUUUCAGGAGGUCUUGAACCCGCAGGUGUUAAGAUGGGUCAUAUUGCCAGACCAUUUGGAAAAUAA